Neodiprion virginianus is the source of this 2340-nucleotide messenger RNA. RefSeq lists its product as uncharacterized. The record is from RefSeq and is a predicted model, not a curated record. Bases 98 to 1360 code for a protein of 420 amino acids. NCBI's taxonomy places the organism in Eukaryota, Metazoa, Arthropoda, Insecta, Hymenoptera, Diprionidae. The transcript is spliced from 2 exons.
UUUCUUCUUUACGAUUAGUAUAGUUUUAGUCGAGAGUACGAGACGCGCGUGGAGUGGUUGGCACUGUCGGAGACAGUCCUAUUAAAUAAUUGGUGACAUGUUGACCACUCUCUCGCUCGUGUAUUUUACCGUGCUACUUGUCGGUUCUUCAAGUGAAAUCAUUAAAUGCUGCCCAAAAGGAUACAGUUUCGGAAGGACUUUGAAAUGCGUGAUAUCCGUAUACAGCAACAGCGAAUUCAUCUUGAACGAGGCGAACUAUGGCAAUCAAACGGACUUCAAUACCACCAGCUGCUAUCGAAGUGGCGAAAGCGUGAACGACAUACAAGCUGCUGACUUGGAAUAUGCCCGAAACCUAACGGAAGUGGAUAUGUGCAUGGAUGUCGAUGAUCGCAACGGUACGGUCUACGUGAAGUCAUGCCCAGUGGAUUGGAGAGAGCGGCCGAAGAGAUGCGACGGUGUUUUCACUCCCAUAUUCCCCUGGGGUGCGAGUAUAGUGAUUGGCGCGUAUUUGAUUCACGGCAUUCCUUUCGUCAUCGUCGUCGUUCUGUGCAUCCUCGACCCCGAACUUCGCAAUCGCGCCUACGACAAAGCCGUACUAAGCUGUUGCAUCUGCCAAGUUUGCAUCGCGGUAGUUUUAUCUGUAAUGGGAUAUUUCUUUUUAUGUUACGAGCUCCUGAGACCAACUUGGUUGUACAUAGUGUUCGGGUUGAUGCUGCAGUUCACAACGAUAGGUGCCGUCUGUUGGUUGAACGUCAUAUGCUUGGAAAUGACCUUGGCCAUCACCAGAUUGAGGUGGAGACACGGCAACGACAUGACAGGGUCUGUGGAAGCCCGGAAGUCCUUUAAGUAUGCGGCCUAUGUGUGGGGCUCCAGUUCCGUGUUUACUGCCAUCACCUGCUUCAUUGAACUCUGUCCAUGGAUACCAACAACGUCAGUGCUGAAGCCGAAUUUCGAGAGCGUCUACGACGGGGUGAAUUAUAAAGUGAUCUUUUAUGUUGGCUUGGCACCUGUGAUCACCUUCAUCCUUAACAACGUUCUCUUCAUCUACACUACGUACAAGGUCGUCAAUAUCCGAAAAUCAACCGUCGUCGCAAGUGAAAACAACAGGAAGACGAAAAAGAAGUACUUCAUGUACUUGAGGCUGUACCUCGUGAUGGAUGCUCCGUCGAUUAUCGGAGUCAUAUCAUCAAUCUAUCCUGAGAUCUGGGUUCUAAAGUUUAUCAGAAUGAUCCAGCCGAUAUCAAUGCUCCUUGCCAUAUUACCGCAGAAAAAGUUCUGCCGAGCAUUGCGAUGCUCCCCCGCUGAAAAACCUGCUGUUGUCUCACAGAAAAGAAAUAUCAAGGGCGAAACGUCGUGUUGAAUUUUUAUACCCUGAAGAUUCAUUUACAUGCGACUUUUAUUAAUUUUCUUCAUUUUUCACAUUAUCAUUUUUUAUUAUCAAAUAAUUUUUUUUUUCAACGCGUGUAUCUCACAAAAUCAGAAACUCGCCAGGAAAGAAUGCCCUGCAACCAGUCUUCAAUUUCAAUAAUGUCGUCAGGUCUUGGUGCUAUUGAAAUUCACCAUUAUGCAUCGAAUAACUGUGUAUCGUGUGGAAAUUUGAUUGCGAUAGUAUCACAUCCUCGACGCUCUCUACUCCUAGAUAUUAGAUACAUUCUAAAUUGUUUCAUAACUUUUCUUGAUAUCAUGCAAUUUUGUUUAAUUUUCUCAAAUCGUCUGCGCGGUUGGUCCUUUUUCCCGGUGCGUCAGAGGGAUUCUUUAAACAUUCGCUGAUGACUAAAUAAAUGCCCAAAAACACUGAAAGGUAUUGUCGAGGACAAAACAUUUGGCAUGCACACGCAGUGCAAUAAAACCAUCCAUCAAAUAUUAUCUGUUUUGGGUAGGAUGUCGCAAUAUUAGAAAAGGUUAUCUUUGAUUAUAUGUUUCAAGUACGAUAAUUUUUACCUGCAACUAUGAGAAAAGUCGUAGUGGAUGUAACUCAGCCGUUGCACUGGACCCAGAGGGCAGGGGUAGUUCAGGGCGGAUGAAAAGGCCCAAAAUAAUAUCUAUACGUACUUGAAACUUCCCCAUUGGCCUAACUUCUGUAUAGAUGAAAGAAGCCAAUCUGGAGGAACGAUAGAAAACCGCAUGCUAAAUAAUGAACUCAGAAGAGAGUUGCAUUAUGCAGAAUCAAGACUGUUCUUCAAACCCUUCUGAUCGAGGCAAUUGAUCGAGAACCUUUUAAGCAGUCAGUUCAAAACCAUUAUGAGAACAGAGUGGUUCCUAAAAUCUCUUAGAAUUAAGACAGGUAAAAUAACUGAAGAAAUUCCGUAGUUCUCUUUUAUUUGAAUAUCAUCAUUUUAA